Octopus bimaculoides (California two-spot octopus) is the source of this 1319-nucleotide messenger RNA. RefSeq names its product cartilage matrix protein. NCBI's taxonomy places the organism in Eukaryota, Metazoa, Mollusca, Cephalopoda, Octopoda, Octopodidae. The record is from RefSeq and is a predicted model, not a curated record.
CAGAUAAUUGAAUGUUUGUCUUUAUUAUUCUUAAAGCAUCAACCUUCUGUGACAGUAACCCCUGUCAGAACAAUGGUGUCUGUGAGCCUGCUUCCUCAACUUUCAGAUGCAAAUGUGCUAAUGGUUAUGCUGGCCGAUUCUGUGAAAGACGUUGUGAAAUCGUGAAGGACAUUGCUUUUGUGUUGGAUUCUUCAAGUAGUGUCGGAGAAAUUAAUUUUGAGCGUAUGCUUGAUUUCACAAGUAAACUGGUAGAUGAUUUAGCGGAUAGAAAUAUGAGAUAUGCUUUGAUUACUUAUAGCAAUGCUGCUACUUUAGUAUUUACAUUCUCUCGUUACUCCGAUGCAGAAACAGUUGCUUCUAUUAUUAAGCGCACAGCCUACAAACCUGGAUCUACAAACACAGCUUCAGCCUUAGCCAAUGCUGCAGAUAUAUUUUCUAUUGAUUAUGGCUCCAGACCAUCAGCUGAAAAAGUUGUCAUUUUGAUAACAGAUGGUUUGUCUAAUGUUGAUUAUCAUUUAACUAUUCCAAACGCUCAACGUCUGAAAGCACGUGUUAAUAAAGUUAUGGCUAUAGGGGUGGGUCUUGAUAAUACAGAGGAAAUUAGGCAAAUAGCUUCAGAUGAUAAAUUCAUGUACACUGUUCAAGAUUUCACAUUAUUAGAGGAUGUUGAAAAUGAUAUUGUAGGUGAUACAUGCCUCAUGCAAGAGAGAAAGGAUUUAAGAGAUGAUGUUGAGAUGGAGAUAGAGACUGAUUCAGAAGAUGAUUUCGGCGAUGAUAUAGAGAGUGAAAAUAAUUAUGAAAGAGUAACUAGACCACUUUCAGUUGCUUAAUUACAUGACUGGCUUCAUUUUAAAGCUAGAAUUAUAUGUCUGAGGGAAAUGUAUUUUUGAAAAUAUUUUCUUUUUGAUUUUGAAAGGAAAUAUUUAAAAAUAAUGUUCACUUGCCAAUAACUUCAGUCACUUUAAACUUCAUUUAAACUAAAUCUAAAGAUGAAGUAGAAUAAUGAAUUGUGACUUACACCAGUUAGUUUUGGGACUCUUUAAAAUUUUCUUUUUUCUAAAGUAUGGUUGCUAUUUUUAAUUCCUUUCCCUUCCGCUAAUUCCUCUAAGUCAAACUUGAGCACCAAACUGACCACCAUCAGGAAGUCAUUGUAUAUAUGCCAUCAUUUUUGUAAAAGUGUUCAAUUUUUUUUGAAAAUGGAAAGUCAUAAUACAAAAGAAAGAGUGAUUUAGUUCAAAUAUAGACUUUCAAAUAAAUUUGUCCCUAAUACUUGUUUUUUUUUUUAAAUAAAAACAAAAAAGAAAAUAAGUUGAAACAAA